AUGUCAAGAAAUAUUCAAUUACAAUUUGAAGAUAUUAGAGUUCAUAGGGACGUUGAUAAUGAUUUUUGUCGGUUAAAGUCACCACCUACAAUAACUGAUCAAAGAGUGUUUCAACUUAAACAAAAUGAUCCUGAAGAACUACCAAGUUAUGCAUUGCGAUUACAUAAUAUUGAAAUUGCUUGGAUAUUCCUUGAUACUUGUGCACAUUUCUUUAAAGAAAAUAUGCAUGAAGCCAAAGAAUUUAUUUUAUCCGUAUUAACUGUCGAUAUCAUGAAUCAACUUUGGAGUAAUAUAGGUUAUGAAGAAUCUUAUGAGGUAUAUAUUGUGGGAUGUUAUUUUUCGCAGAUUCUAUCAGAUUUUAGGGCGUUUAUAUUACCUCAUAUCAUUCAGACGUUGGAAGAAAUUGGAUACCUAGGACUUGGAGGGAGGUUGUAUGUGAAAGGAAACAACUUGGUUUACAAGAAAAACAUGGAGACUUAA
Funneliformis caledonium is the source of this 480-nucleotide messenger RNA. NCBI's taxonomy places the organism in Eukaryota, Fungi, Glomeromycota, Glomeromycetes, Glomerales, Glomeraceae. The record is from the annotation of a GenBank genome assembly.